This is a messenger RNA of Rangifer tarandus platyrhynchus (Svalbard reindeer), 387 nucleotides long. NCBI's taxonomy places the organism in Eukaryota, Metazoa, Chordata, Mammalia, Artiodactyla, Cervidae. The record is from the annotation of a GenBank genome assembly.
AACCACUUGGCCAAGGGGCAGCCUGAAUACACCAGUUGGCUUUGCAGAUCUAAUGUGGGUGCUGUGCAAAGAUCUGGGAAGUUGAGCGGGCCCAAGGAGGCCAGGGACUCAGUCCAGUUCACCAAGGCCCUGGCCAUCACCCUCCACCUGCUCUACCUGCUGGAGAAAGUGGAGUGCAAGCCCAACCAGGAGGACAUGAAGCACCAGAGCUACUGCUUAAGUGUGCCCCUCACAGCAAGAAUGUCUUCACUCCCGCACAUGGCGGUGGACACCGACCAUGAACGUGAUUCACUUCUAAGUGGGCAGAUUCCCUUCUAUCCAGGUGGUCAAGGUUGGGAAGGAAGAGGAAAAGGAGGAGUUCAUCUCGCUGUCUCCGGGGCAGCAGAG